Molecule: messenger RNA, 1359 nt
Organism: Pundamilia nyererei
Lineage: Eukaryota; Metazoa; Chordata; Actinopteri; Cichliformes; Cichlidae
Product: zinc finger protein 239-like
Exons: 5
Coding region: 376-1359 (327 amino acids)
Biological process (GO): regulation of transcription by RNA polymerase II
Cellular component (GO): nucleus
Molecular function (GO): DNA-binding transcription activator activity, RNA polymerase II-specific; RNA polymerase II cis-regulatory region sequence-specific DNA binding
Source: RefSeq, a predicted model, not a curated record
ACAGCAGAGCAGGAAAUAAGGGGGCGGAGUAAAGUGUACCGCAGAGGAGACGAGCAGAAAGAGCUCCUUUUUCAUGAAACGGGAGUAAAGUACUGAACUUUGAGGAGAGAAAAAACCGAAGUAUCGAUCAUAAACCACUACCAACGUUUGUAUCGAUAUCUACAGCCAUCUGCCCACCCUUGUCUCCUGGCUAGUAGCUGAGAUCAGCGUGAACCGACGUGGUUCACGCUGAUCUGUUUCCUGUGUUUGGAAAGAGUUCCAGCUUCAUCGCGGAGUUUCAUCUAAAGCUGAGUAACAGGAGGAGAAGAGUCUGGUGGAGCAGCAGACGAACAGUUUCAGCCAUUUGGACUCAGCUCAGCCACUACAGAGGAAACAAUGACUUCAACACAGGAGGACCAACAUGGAGCGAGAAGUCAGCGCUCUCAGGAGGCCGACAAACCUCACAGAAGAAAGGGGGAGAAAAAAUACAGCUGUGACGAGUGUGGGAAGGAUUUUAGCCAUCCUAAAAACUUGAAACCCCACCAACUCAUCCACAGAGGAAUUAAAUCAUACAGCUGUGCUGAGUGUGGAAAAUCUUUUACCCAGGCUGGACACUUAAAAACACACCAAAUCACCCACAGUGGAGUAAAACCGUACAUCUGUGACUUAUGUGGAAAUUCUUUUACUCAGGCUGGAAGUUUAAAAACACACAAAUUCAUUCACAGUGGAGUUAAACCGUUCAGGUGUGAUUUGUGUGGAAAGUCUUUUACCCAUCUUGGAAGCUUGAAAACACACCAGCUUAUCCACAGUGGCGUUAAAGCGUACAGCUGUGACUUGUGUGGAAAAUCUUUUAGCCAACCUGGACACUUAAAAACACACCAACUCAUCCACAGUGGAGUUAAAGCACACAGCUGUGAGUUGUGUGGUAAAGCUUUUACACGCAGUAGCCACUUAAGAAGCCAUCAAGUUACCCACUCUGGAAUCAAGGCGUACAGCUGCGACAUUUGUGGAAAAAAUUUUGCCCAGCCAGGGCACCGAAAUAUACACGUACGGAUUCACACCAAAAAUGAUUUUUGCUUCUGUGAUCAGUGCGGCAAACUGUUUGUGACACACAAAGACUUACAGCAGCACAUGUUUACCCACACUGAGGAGAGACCUUAUAAAUGUGACCUCUGUGAUAAGGCUUUUAAAGAGCCACGUUCCCUAAGAGUCCACCAACAGAUUCACAUCAGAAAGAAACUCUACAAGUGCAGUUACUGUGAGAAGCAGAGCGACACAGAUGGAUCCAGUUCUCAACCCUGUCGUCAAUGUGGUGGUUCUGCAGCCUUAACCUACGCAGCCUUAACGGUCCACAAGGGCCGCGUACUCAAAGACCACUAA